UUGAUGUGCCUUGCCUACUUAACAGUGCUUUGUAUGGCCAAGCAGAAAAACAAACAAACACUCAUGUUUAAUGCAUUCAUGUUUAAGCACACAGGCACCUUGAAAGUGUUGACUAGCAAGACUGGAGGAAAUGAAAGGACAGUUAAGGUAACUGGGUUGCUUUGCCAUUGGCAACAGUAGAACAGCACAUCUUUGCAGAGUGAAUCUAGGAUUACAGAGAUCAAGCUUUUACAGAGACAUCAAAUAAUUACCCAGUGCAUUCCAAGAGCUACAGGCACAUUUGUUAGGAAUAUGAGCAUGUUAUGCUACUUCAACUCUGGCAAUCCAAUGGCUGACCAAAGGAUGGACAUUUCUUCUACGAUCAGUGAUUUUAUGUCACCUGGUCCCACUGAUUUGAUCUCUAGUUCUCUUAACUCUUCAGGAAUGGAUUGUAACAGAAAAAGGAAAGGAAGUUCUACUGAUUACCAGCUCGAUGGGUUUUCUUUUGAAGAAGGCAUGGAUACAGAUAAGGAUGAUCAACAUGGAAGGUUGGAAUAUACAGACCAACAGGGCAGAAUAAAAAAUGCAAGAGAGGCUCACAGUCAGAUUGAAAAACGGCGACGUGAUAAGAUGAACAGCUUUAUUGAUGAAUUGGCUUCUUUAGUGCCAACAUGCAAUGCUAUGUCCAGGAAGCUAGAUAAACUUACUGUUCUGAGAAUGGCAGUUCAGCACAUGAAGACUUUACGAGGUGCUACAAAUCCAUACACUGAGGCAAACUACAAACCUGCUUUUCUCUCAGAUGAUGAAUUAAAGCAUCUAAUUCUUAGGGCAGCAGAUGGCUUUCUCUUCGUUGUGGGUUGUGACAGAGGGAAGAUACUUUUUGUUUCAGAAUCAGUCUUCAAAAUCCUCAAUUAUAGUCAGAAUGAUCUGAUUGGCCAGAGUCUGUUUGAUUACCUACAUCCUAAAGAUAUUGCCAAAGUUAAGGAACAGCUCUCUUCUUCAGAUACUGCCCCACGAGAAAGGCUCAUAGAUGCAAAAACUGGACUUCCAGUUAAAACAGAUAUAACACCUGGGCCAUCACGACUGUGCUCUGGAGCAAGACGUUCAUUCUUUUGUAGGAUGAAAUGCAACAGACCCUCAGUGAAAGUAGAAGACAAAGACUUUCCUUCUACCUGUUCUAAAAAGAAAGCAGAUCGCAAAAGCUUUUGUACUAUCCACAGCACAGGAUAUUUAAAAAGCUGGCCACCAACAAAGAUGGGACUAGAUGAAGACAAUGAGCCUGAUAACGAAGGCUGUAAUUUAAGCUGUCUUGUUGCAAUUGGACGGUUGCAUCCUCAUGUAGUUCCUCAACCAUUAAAUGGAGAAAUCAGGGUUAAACCAACAGAAUAUGUUUCUCGACAUGCAAUCGAUGGCAAAUUUGUAUUUGUAGAUCAGAGGGCGACCGCAAUUUUGGCAUAUUUACCACAAGAGCUUCUAGGUACAUCAUGUUAUGAAUAUUUUCAUCAAGAUGAUAUAGGACAUCUUGCAGAAUGUCAUCGACAAGUUUUACAAUCAAGAGAAAAAAUUAGUACUAAUUGUUACAAGUUUAAAGUCAAAGAUGGAUCUUUUAUUACAUUGAGGAGUUGUUGGUUCAGUUUCAUGAACCCUUGGACCAAAGAAGUAGAAUAUAUUGUCUCAACUAACACAGUGGUUUCUGCUAAUAUGCUUGAUGGUGGAGAUGUGUCUUUUCCACAGCUUGCAGCUUCACCACACAGCAUGGACAGUGUACUCCAAGCAGGAGAAGGUGGUCCAAAAAGGGCCCUUCCCACAGUUCCUGGUAUUCCAGGUGGAACAAGAGCUGGUGCUGGUAAAAUUGGAAGGAUGAUUGCUGAAGAAAUCAUGGAGAUCCAUAGGAUAAGAGGAUCUUCCCCUUCAAGUUGUGGCUCUAGCCCAUUGAACAUGACCAGCACACCUCCCCCUGAUACAUCAUCACCAGGAGGCAAAAAGAUUUUGAAUGGUGGAACAUCAGACAUUCCUCCUGCCAGUAUAUUGUCCGGCCAGAUACAAGACAAUCCAGGAUAUCCAUAUUCUGACAACAACUCCAUUCUUGGUGAAAACUCACAUAUAGGCAUUGAUAUGAUAGACAAUGACCAAGGAUCCAGCAGCCCCAGCAAUGAUGAGGCAGCAAUGGCAGUUAUCAUGAGCCUUUUGGAAGCAGAUGCAGGUCUCGGUGGCCCAGUUGACUUUAGUGACUUACCGUGGCCCUUGUAGAUGCUGCUCACAAGCUUUGACAUCAGAAUAUCUCAAAGUGCAUUAUUGGUGGAGUUCUCCAAUCUGUGAAGCUUGCUGAAUUGCUUUGGUGUUUUAAUUUCAUAAGCCAUAUCAAGAGAACAGUCAUACUUCUCCCAUGUGUAAUUUCUGACCAAGUGGAGAUCAAUUUGCAAUGGUGUUCCUAUAUUUCUUGUUAGUUGUGUAUAGCUUGCAUUAAUUGUAUAUUUUGGGUACUGUUUUUGUGUUGACUUUUUUUUAAAAAACAUCACUGUGCAAAUUAAGCACUAGCAUCACUGGUAGCUUUUAUAUGCAAAUGGUCAUUUCAGCUAUAUGGUGUUUUUACACUACAGAGAAGGUCCCCAUGUGGAUAAGGAAUAUUUCUUAUACUAAUAUAUCAAAACUGUUUCUUGUAAGAUCCUUUACUAUAAAUAUUGUUGAAGUGUAAUG
Molecule: messenger RNA, 2676 nt
Organism: Python bivittatus (Burmese python)
Lineage: Eukaryota; Metazoa; Chordata; Lepidosauria; Squamata; Pythonidae
Source: RefSeq, a predicted model, not a curated record